This is a messenger RNA of Hemibagrus wyckioides, 4541 nucleotides long. RefSeq names its product euchromatic histone-lysine N-methyltransferase 2 (gene ehmt2). Gene Ontology annotation, molecular function: zinc ion binding; histone methyltransferase activity; protein-lysine N-methyltransferase activity. The coding region runs from base 64 to 3534 and encodes 1156 amino acids. The transcript is spliced from 28 exons. NCBI's taxonomy places the organism in Eukaryota, Metazoa, Chordata, Actinopteri, Siluriformes, Bagridae. The record is from RefSeq and is a predicted model, not a curated record. Gene Ontology annotation, cellular component: nucleus.
UGUGUCCAUUGGCGCAGUGUGUCGGUGUUCACCCUGUGCGUUGUGUUUCUUUUCGGCACUAAGAUGUCCGCAGAGGGGAGAAGGAUGGAACAGGAUCCGUCCGUUUGUGGUCCAGCGCACUGUGAACCCGGGGAGCCAAGCGUUUCCCCCAAAGACAAGCAGAGUGCUGAGAAAGCAACAACAUCUGGAAAAAGCCUGGCAGGUCAUGCAGCAAAAUCAUUGCCUCCAUCAUCGCCCUCUUCUGUUUUCGGUCGCGCUAAAAUGAGCGUGUGUGGACCGGCCAGUAAGACACAGGUCUCUCCAUCCCCCUCCGUAAUUUCCUCUCCACCGUCCACGUCCAGUCCUCCACCCAAAGUCCACAGAGCCCGCAAGACUAUGAACAGACCCCCCAUCUCACAGGUGCGCACUGUCCAGGCCACUGUAACUCCAGAGAAACCAAAAACAAGUAGCGUUUCAGAUGAUACAGCGGUAAAGAAGCAGAAGUUGGACACUGAGUCCACUGCACCCCCUGCAGAAAAGUCUGAGAAGUCCUCCGAGCAAACCACAGAGACUGCAGUGAGUGUAUCACCUGUACCUGUGGUGGAGAAGGUGGAGUCUGUUGCCCCGGAGACCAGAGAGGUGAGCUGUGGUUGGCUGGAGGAUCUAGAUGAUGAUGCAGACGAGGAAGAUUUUCACCUUCUGUACAACAGUUACGCUGGAGAUGAUGUUAUCUACUCUGACAGCAAGUCUGAAGAUGGGAUGAUGGAGGGAGAGGACAUGAGAAUGGAUGAUGAGGUGGAGAGAACAUCUGAUCAUGGAUCUUCAUCUGAUCAGCCAAAAGGAGGGCUGAAAAAGAAAGGGGAGUAUGAAUCACCAUGGAAACAGCAAAGAAAGGACAGGAAGAGAGGCACACUGCCAGCUGCAGAGACAGACAGAGCUCCUCCAGUAAGAGGUUCCAGUGAGUACACUGAGGUUCCUCUGGGUUCUCUGGACCUCUCUGCUGCAGACAGUCUCACCCUCUCUCCUCACACAGAUGACAGAGAGAUGGAGCGGAUGGAGGAGUUGCCGUUGUGCAGCUGUAGAAUGGAGGCUCCACGCGUACACAAACUCACAACUAACACACAGCCAACCUGCAUGGCCAUUGAAAGCAUCAAUGGACAGCUUGUGGGCUGUACCAACUCUGUGGUAAAGGGGGAGACGAUGCGUCCAUCCAGCCGUGUCUCUCUCAUGGUGCUGUGUGAGACUCAUCGUUCUCAUAUGGUCAAACAUCACUGCUGCCCAGGCUGUGGCUACUUCUGCCUCUCUGGAACUUUUCUGGAAUGUUAUCCGGAUGUCCGUAUCGCUCAUCGUUUCCACCGCGGCUGUGUGUCUGUGCUGGGCAGUGGGCGGAGCCGGGGCAGCUCUGUGGGUGUCGGCCUGCUUUUCUGCCCCCAUUGUGGUGAGGACGCCUCUGAGGCACAGGAGGUCACCAUUCCCCCAUUGUCGUCAUCAGGGGCAGCCGUUGUCACGGCUACUGCCUCCUCUACCACUCCGCUUUUCCCUUCUGCACUGGCAGCAACGAACACGGUGCUGAGCACCGAUAAGAGGACUGGCGAACCAAUCAGUGCGAGGAUGCAUUGGCGUGGUGAGUUCAGGAAGGCGGUGGUGUCUCAGAGCGCACCUCCCAAUGCUCCCAUAGCUUCGGGAGUGGGUGGAGUCGAGGAUGUGGUUGCUCCUUGUGAUGGGGGUGUGGACAGUGUUGGCCCCUCCCUCGUCCUUCCGAACGGAAAGCCGGUGUGUCCUGGUGCACUUCCUGCUGGAGACAGCAGGACGGCGCUGCAGAGAGCCAUUCUCAAUCAGGAGACUGAGAGGAAGAAGAAGUUGCGGUUCCACCCACGUCAGCUCUAUCCGGCCGCCAAACAGGGCGAAGUCCAGAGGGUUCUGCUCAUGCUCAUGGAGGGUAUAGACCCAGCGUAUCAGUCAGACUCUCAGAAUCGUCGCUCUGCUCUUCAUGCUGCUGCUCAGCGCGGCCUGCUGGAGAUCUGUUAUCUGCUCAUCCAGGCAGGCGCUAAAGUAGACGCCCAGGAUAAGAGUCAGAGGACCCCACUGCUGGAGGCCAUCAUUAACAAUCAGGUGGAGGUGACGAAGUAUCUCAUCCAGAGCGGAGCAUGUGUUUACCAUGUUGAGGAGGAUGGCUCCACAGGUCUCCAUCAUGCUGCUAAACUGGGGAAUCUGGAGAUCAUCACGCUGCUGCUCAACACCGGACAGGUGGACAUUAACGCUCAGGACAGUGGUGGUUGGACUCCUAUAAUCUGGGCUGCGGAACAUAAACACACUGAUGUGAUCAGAGCACUGCUGAACCGAGGAGCUGAUGUCACACUGAAGGACAAGGAGAUGAACGUGUGUGUGCACUGGGCGUCGUUUGCUGGCAGUGCUGAGAUCGCUGAGCUGGUCCUGAACGCCGGAUGUCCACUGAGCUCCGUCAACCUGCAUGGGGACACGCCCCUGCACAUAGCCGCCCGCGAGGGACACAUCCACUGUGUCACGCUGUUCCUUUCCCGAGGGGCGGAUAUUGAUGUUGUGAAUAAAGAAGGGGACACGCCCCUCUCCUUGGCGCGAGCUGAUACGCCGGUGUGGGUGGCGCUCCAGAUAAACAGGAAGUUGAGGAGAGGAAUAUCCAAUCGGAUCGUGCGGACAGAAAGGAUCAUCUGCAGCGACGUGGCGCAGGGUUAUGAGAACGUACCGAUCCCGUGUGUUAACGGUGUGGAUGAUGAAGACUGUCCGUCAGACUACAAAUACAUCUCUGAGAACUGUGAGACCUCCGCCAUGAACAUCGACCGCAACAUCACUCAUCUACAGCACUGUAACUGUACUGAUGACUGCUCCUCCAGUAACUGCCUCUGUGGACAACUCAGCAUCCGCUGCUGGUAUAACAAGGAUCAGCGUCUGCUGCAGGAGUUUAAUAAGAUCGAGCCUCCUCUGAUCUUUGAGUGUAAUCUUGCCUGCUCCUGUCACAAGAGCUGCAAGAACCGAGUGGUACAGGCCGGAAUCAAGGUACGUUUACAGCUGUACCGCACUGAGAAGAUGGGCUGGGGAGUCCGAGCUCUUCAGGACAUUCCUCAGGGAAGCUUCAUCUGCGAGUAUGUUGGGGAACUGAUCUCUGAUGCAGAAGCAGAUGUGAGGGAAGAUGAUUCGUAUCUGUUUGAUCUAGACAAUAAGGAUGGGGAGGUAUACUGCAUCGAUGCACGUUACUAUGGUAACAUCAGUCGUUUCAUUAACCACUUGUGUGACCCAAACAUCAUCCCAGUGCGUGUGUUCAUGCUGCAUCAGGACCUGCGCUUCCCCCGGAUAGCUUUCUUUAGCUCCAGAGAUAUCCUCACGGGCCAGGAGCUCGGGUUUGAUUACGGAGACCGUUUCUGGGACAUUAAGAGUAAGUACUUCACAUGUCAGUGUGGCUCAGAAAAGUGUAAACACUCGGCAGAGGCCAUCGCUCUGGAGCACAGCAGGCAGGCCCGUCUGGACUCCUUCCCAGAACCAGCCCCUGAACCUAGCUUCACCCUACCAGGAAACCCCUAAACUCCUCUCCAGACCAGUGACACAAUGCAUUAUGGGAUUUCUCAGCACUGUACAGCCGUGUUGGCUGUUAAACACAUUUAAGCCAAUGAAUUUUUUCAUUUGAUCCAUGUUGAUCUGCUCCGUUUGUGUAGAUUAUAAGAAGGUUCUGCUCUCAGUAUCCGAGUGAACGGUUCCGUUCUGAUGCUGUUCCUAAUGCACCCUCAUCCCCUUAACCUUCAUCAAGACUUCUGGCCUCCUUCAUGUUCCAGGUUGUAUAGAAAUAACUUGUUUUAUAUUAAUCAGUGUACAGUUUGGGUUUUAUUCCUUCAGAUCAUCACUGUAAUGCUUCUGGACCUCUCUCUGGUCAGGGGUCCAGACUGAGUGCUCUUGAGUACUUACGGUUUGAAGGUUCUGGAGCUAUUUUAGUGUUUUAGGAGACAUUCUGAUCGAGAGGACUUUGGAACAAUCAUGUUUCUGGGUUCUGGACCAGGUUUUGGUCUAGGGCUCCAGGAAACCCUCCUGAUUGCGAGGUUCUCCAAGUUCUUCCAGAAUACUCCUUCAUCCACGGGUUUCCCGACACAUCCUGAUCGGAAGGUUCUGGAACACAUGGAGCUGCACUUUGCUAGCAAGUCGUUUUACCAUGUACUUAGCAGAUGAUCCAGGAGGCAGAUCAGGUUAGCUCUCCACAUGCCUGAUUAAGUAGGUUGUGUGUAAACCAGAGAAGAUUCAGCUUAGUUCCUCUCCAUCUUCUCCGCUCUUUAGACGUAGCUGACAUGCACUCGGUGGUCAGGGCAGUAAGUGGACAAGGGUGCAUUAAAGCAGUGUCAGGCUUGUUUCUGUCGGCGAGUGCACUCUGUAGAGUCACUAUGUAGUGUAUAAAGUAGGGAGCUAUGCAGCAAUCCUUCAUUGUUUCCUUUUAUUUUAUUUUUUUAUGAAUUUUGGACUGUAUGAGAUUCCAGACAGUGACAAAACCUUUUUUUUGUUACUCUGAUGAUGUAGUUUGAAUAAAUAUUUGAUACAACAGUAAA